Molecule: messenger RNA, 1132 nt
Organism: Zophobas morio
Lineage: Eukaryota; Metazoa; Arthropoda; Insecta; Coleoptera; Tenebrionidae
Product: homeobox protein GBX-2-like
Exons: 2
Coding region: 159-884 (241 amino acids)
Biological process (GO): regulation of nervous system development; regulation of transcription by RNA polymerase II
Cellular component (GO): nucleus
Molecular function (GO): DNA-binding transcription factor activity, RNA polymerase II-specific; RNA polymerase II transcription regulatory region sequence-specific DNA binding
Source: RefSeq, a predicted model, not a curated record
AUACGAAAGCAGUGACGUUCUAAAUUGGUUAAUUAUCCGGUUGUAAAUUACUAUCAAAUUAACCCGACAGCAAUUUACGUCAAGUUAACAAUAUCCGUAGUGUAAUAUGAUACUAUAAAUUUAAAAAUCUACGUAGUAUUACUGAUACUGAUUUAAAAAUGGAACUACCAUCUAGUGAAACGAUUAUUAAACCUGUAACAACAAUUAGUGAAACUUUGACUAAACCUGUGCCUAAACCGUUUUCUAUCGAGGCUUUAAUGAGUGACAGUGGGCCUAAAAGAAGUACGAAUAUUGCUUGGAAUUUAGCGCUACCGCAACAUUAUCAGUUGAACAAUAGAGACACAGACUCCGAUGGAAGUUUGGACAUGGAUCUUGCUCAAGACUUAUCUAGAAGAAGCCAAAAAGAAGGUUCAGAUCUGGAGGAUGAAACAGAGGAAGCCCAAAACCUUGACAGCUCCUGCGAAGGACCUGGUUCAACGAAAGCUCGUCGCCGCCGUACAGCGUUUACUAGUGAACAACUACUCGAACUCGAGCGAGAAUUUCACGCAAAAAAAUACCUCUCUUUAACAGAACGCAGUCAAAUAGCGUCGGCCUUACGUCUUAGCGAAGUUCAAGUAAAAAUUUGGUUCCAAAAUCGUAGAGCAAAGUGGAAACGAGUAAAGGCGGGUUUAGGUGCGGGACCUCAUCAACCAAAAACAGGCCAACAAAAGAGUAAACUAGUAGUGCCAAUCCCCGUUCACGUUAAUAGGUUUGCUGUCAGGAGUCAACAUCAACAGCUGGAGAGAGCCCUUGGAGAUUUAGCUGGGAGAGUUCUGGCUAGUCACGCUGCACUACGAGCUGGCUUAGAUUUGCAUGGUUAUCAUCCCUCGGCUCCACCGCAUUGAACCGAAAAAAUACCUUUUGAAUGACAUUUGUGAUGAAUACAUAUUGUAUAGUGACUGCUAUGGAGAGCAAUACUGAACUGUGAAUUAUUUUAUAUGGUGCAUAUUUUUAUUAAUAAUACAUUCACUGUUCAAACUUCAGUCAUGUUAUAAGAAAUAAUGUGCAAUAGAUAUAGUUUUAGUAAUUCGAGAGAUUUCGAUUGAAACAUCAUUUCUUAUUAAAACACUGUAAAAAUUAAAGAUAUGUUACU